Messenger RNA from Lottia gigantea (owl limpet), 780 nucleotides. RefSeq lists its product as hypothetical. Gene Ontology annotation, cellular component: SCF ubiquitin ligase complex. The annotation marks the transcript as partial. Lineage: Eukaryota; Metazoa; Mollusca; Gastropoda; Lottiidae. The transcript is spliced from 2 exons. Gene Ontology annotation, biological process: regulation of protein stability. The record is from RefSeq and is a predicted model, not a curated record.
CAGGCAGAACCAGCAUCACCAAGAAAAGUUAAUAGAGUAAGGAAAGGGAGAGAACUCUGUAGAAAGAAAGGGAUAGAUUAUCCAGUAGAUUUAUGGUAUCAAUUAUCAUACUAUGUCUAUCCUGAAUCUGUUUCCGUCUUCUCCAGACUGUGUAAAUCAACCAAUCAAAUUGUCUGUACUGUUGCCUUCUGGAAAAAUCUAUACCAAAGGUUUUACAAUAAGGAAAUCAAACUCCCUAAAACUUUACAACCUCUUUGUUUAGAGAGGAUACAUAGUCUUCAACCCAAUGUUGUUCGAGCACUGUAUCAUUUUUACCAACCAUUUAUAGAUAGGCUUAAUCCAGCCAGUACAUUUGAAGCUGAGCCACACAAACUGAUUGGUCGAAGAUGUCUGCUCUAUUGGUACCAACCGGUGAAAAAUAUGUGGAACUUUUGCUUCAAAUUGGUGCGACCAGGAAUGUCUUGUCGAACAGUCUGUAAAAACCAACGGACUUAUAUUGACAAUUAUGACGAUAUAUUUUACAAUGUUGAAGAAGGGUGUACCAUAUUACAAGUGACUUGUUCCCAUUUUCUAUCUUUACCGAUAGCUAUGGGACAAAUUUUAAACCAUGUGCACCUAACUGUAUCUGGGCAGGGCUUUCGGUACCAUACUCUACGUUUGGUGUUUGAUACUCGCUAUCAGCAUAAUCGCGAUGCUGUAGGUACUACUGUUGUUUUAGAUUCUGUUGUGAAUAUCAAAGUCAUUCCAUGGUGGGACCCAAAAUAUCCUUUUAGUUCAUAA